AUGGCCGAACCUCCGUCUAAGCGUGCACGUACUACACCUUCUAAGUCUAGCAGCAACGAAGCUGCAGCGAACAACGAGGCCGCAUCAACCAACGCAACGCCCCGCGAAGACCUACGCGCGCUCGCAAAUGUUCUCAACCAACAACAAACCCGCACGCCUCUCCGUGCCGCCAGCGCCGGUCCGAGCCACACUCCCAGCACCGCCGCACCACAGCCAGCCCGCACGCCUCGAGCCAUCAACGCCCGCCAAUUCCCUGUCGCACGACGAGUAGGCGCCCCGACGACACCGCAUGCAAUCCGGGCGCUCCAGGCGCGCCGCGACGCCGCGCUGGCCGCGUCCGGCGGACGGAAAAACAGGCGGCGCAGUAUUGUGCAACAGCAGGAGACGCCGCGAGACAUCCUGCGAGCCUUGAGUCGGCGCCUGGCGCCCAUAUCACAGCGGAUCAUACCCUCGCCCGAUUACCAGCAGAUGACCACAAGACGUAGGCCGGAAGGCGAUGACUUAGAUGAAGGACCAGAUCUGCCCCGCCCACGCCUCUCAAUGCCCAUUAACGAGGAUGAGGAUGAUAGCUUUCAUGAAGCACCACCACGACUGUCGCUGGCACUCGAAGACAUGGAUACUACGGCUCAUUCAUUGGAGGGCGGAAGGCGUGCUGUGAGCGAGGAUCCGCGGCCACGGCUAUCCAUGGCGCGUCUGAGGCUGAGCGAAAGGUUUGGUGACGAUAUGGACGUACUGAGCGAGGAGGGCGGAGCCGAAAUGUAUGACGGAACGAUUGGGCCGUUGGUAUUUGAUGGCGAGCCCGACGAUGUUUUGGGUGAAGAGAUCACGACCAGAUUUGAAGAUGAUACAACACAGGAGCUCCGCGCAAUGCUCGCAUCACGGCGCCGCUCCCGUGUUAGCGACAUUGACCAGCCAGCAGGUGCUGAUCUGGACGAUGAACCGACAUUCCGUUUCAAAAUGCCUGGUUCCCGUGAUCCAUCUCUGUUGUUUCCGCAGCAAGAAGAGGAAGAGGAUGAGCAGGAGGCCGCAGACGAUGAAGGUGUCGCAGAGGAUGAAGAUGCGGUGGAUGAGGAGGAUGCCGAAGAUGCUGUGGAGGGGGCGGCCGAUGCACUACCGGCCGCCGGUGAGGAAGACGAAGAGGAUUACGAGACCGAACCGGACGCCGAUCAAGAUGUGGAAAUCGAAGAGGACGAGCAAGCUUUAGAAUCACAACUCCGCCAAGGCUCUAUCCCCCGCUCCGCAUCACCCUCUUCAAGGCCGAAGAAGCAAACGACAGCUCGGCGUAAGUCGUUGAAGGUAUCCCGUUACGGCACGCCGUACCCAUCUCUCCCGUCGAGCGUCACCAAGCGGCUGGCAACCAGUUUUGCCCGGCUUCAUAGUGGACCCACGACGAAGCUGAGCAAGGACACGCUCGAUGCUAUUUCACAGGCCUCGGACUGGUUCUUCGAGCAAAUUGGUGAAGAUCUCGCUAGCUACGCGGAGCAUGCUGGACGUAAAACAAUUGAGGAGGCGGAUGUGUUGACUCUGAUGAACAGACAGCGCCAAGUUAAUGCAUCGACAACGCCCUUCUCUCUCGCGCAGAAAUACCUGCCACGCGAACUACUCCAGGAAAUCCGCAUGCCGCAGGCGACGCUGAAGUCAAAGCGCUCUACUGCUCGGAAGAGAAAUAGAAUGGAGAUGGAGACGAUCGAUGAGGAGGCGGAGGAGUGA
Molecule: messenger RNA, 1710 nt
Organism: Lasiodiplodia theobromae
Lineage: Eukaryota; Fungi; Ascomycota; Dothideomycetes; Botryosphaeriales; Botryosphaeriaceae
Product: Histone-fold domain containing protein
Exons: 5
Coding region: 1-1710 (569 amino acids)
Biological process (GO): mitotic cell cycle; chromosome segregation; kinetochore assembly
Cellular component (GO): kinetochore
Molecular function (GO): DNA binding; protein heterodimerization activity
Source: RefSeq, a predicted model, not a curated record